AUGGGUCGCACCAAGGCAGAUGCCUCGAUCGGCAUCAUCGGUAUGGGCGAUAUGGGCAAAAUGUAUACCCAGCGUCUGAGUGAUGCGGGAUGGAGACCUGAGAAUUUUGAAUCUUUAAAACAAGAGUUCGCUUCUCAACAAGGAGUCACCAUAUUUCCCAAUGGACAUCUCGUCUCAAGACUUAGCGAUUACAUUCUGUACAGUGUAGAGGCUGGAAUUAUCGACAAGGUCGUCGAACAGUAUGCCUCCUCAACCAAGGUCGGUGCCAUCGUCGGCGGUCAAACGUCUUGCAAGGCCCCGGAACUUGCUGCAUUUGAGAAACACCUCCCCGAAGAUGUAGAGAUUGUAUCGUGCCAUUCACUGCAUGGCCCAAAAGUGAAUCCGAAGGGCCAACCCCUGGUUCUCAUUCAACACAGAGCAUCGGACGAAAGCCUCAAAUUUGUCGACUCCAUCCUCUCUUCAUUUGGAUCCGAGCAUGUCUAUCUCACCGGCGAGAUGCAUGACCGCAUCACCGCAGAUACACAGGCCGUCACACACGCUGCCUUCCUGAGCAUGGGAACGGCAUGGCAGGCCAACAACCAAUUCCCUUGGGAACAUGGACGAUGGGUGGGCGGUAUUGAGAACGUUAAGAUUAACAUUACCCUGCGCAUCUACUCGAAUAAAUGGCACGUUUAUGCCGGACUCGCCAUCCUCAACCCGGCAGCGAAGCAGCAGAUUCGCCAGUACGCCGAGUCCGUCACCGACUUGUACAAACUCAUGAUUGGGGGACACAGAGAAGAACUUAAGAGGCGGGUUAAGGCUGCAGGCGCUUCGGUUUUCAAAGGUGGCUUUGAACAAGAUCUGUUGUUGAAAGAUGAGGUCCUAGAUCGGUUUUCUCUGUCCAACCUGCCGCGUGAGAAUGCGCCGCCAAACAGCCAUCUUAGUCUCCUUGCUAUCGUUGACUGUUGGUCGAAGCUCGGCAUUGUGCCAUAUGAUCAUAUGAUCUGUUCCACACCGCUCUUCCGUCUCUGGUUGGGUGUGACCGAAUACUUGUUCCGGAACCAAGAGCUCCUUGAGGAGGCCUUGGAUACUGCAAUUGAUGAUAAUACGUUCCGCUCUGAUGAUUUGGAAUUCACAUUUGCUGCACGGGCAUGGUCUGACUGUGUUUCCUUUGGCGACUUUGAGUCUUACCGUCACCGGUUUGAGCACACCGCAGAGUACUUCUCGCCGCGUUUCCCCGAAGCUGCCACGCUUGGUAAUGAGAUGAUGAAGACCAUCCUGGAGAAGACUACCUCCGGUAACUAA
This is a messenger RNA of Penicillium paradoxum, 1284 nucleotides long. Its product is annotated as prephenate dehydrogenase (NADP(+)). Bases 1 to 1284 code for a protein of 427 amino acids. Gene Ontology annotation, biological process: L-tyrosine biosynthetic process. The record is from RefSeq and is a predicted model, not a curated record. The transcript is spliced from 7 exons. Gene Ontology annotation, molecular function: NAD+ binding; prephenate dehydrogenase (NADP+) activity; prephenate dehydrogenase (NAD+) activity. Lineage: Eukaryota; Fungi; Ascomycota; Eurotiomycetes; Eurotiales; Aspergillaceae.